Aspergillus chevalieri is the source of this 1389-nucleotide messenger RNA. RefSeq lists its product as uncharacterized. Lineage: Eukaryota; Fungi; Ascomycota; Eurotiomycetes; Eurotiales; Aspergillaceae. The record is from RefSeq and is a predicted model, not a curated record. The transcript has 2 exons. Bases 1 to 1389 code for a protein of 462 amino acids. Gene Ontology annotation, molecular function: N-acetyltransferase activity.
AUGGAAAUAAACCAGCUCGAAAAACUGCGACCUGUUGGUCGAUUGGAGCAAUACUCCACCGCGCGUAACCCCCUCGGGUUCUACUACAAUGUCGCAGUUGCUGCAACAUAUACACUCCCUGAGUCAUCUCUUUCGAUCAAAGAUUACGUCUACAGAGCAUGCGAGGCGGCAAUCUUUCAGCAUCCAAUUCUGUGCGCCAUUCCUGUCGGCGAAGAUACCAAGGAGCCUCAUUGGGCGCGUCUUCCUGAGAUCGACCUGGGGCGUUCUGUAUCGUCCCAAAAACGCAGCCACCCUUUCCCAGGUGAGGAUGAGAAAGAUGAUGAAUUAGAGAAGCUGCUGAAUAUUCAGCAUAACAUCGCAUUUUCUCCGCCACUUCCGUAUUGGAGGGUUUGUCUUCUGCUUGAUGCGGGGAAUAAGCGCCGUUUUACGGCGGCUUUUGUAUUCCAUCAUGCUGUCGGUGAUGGUACCUCUGGAAAGGCUUUCCACAAGUCUUUCCUAGAGGGUCUACAUGCGGUUACUGAAUCGUCAGCGGAAACACGGCAAGUCAUUUCCUCGCCUACAAUGCCACUUCUCCCGAGCAUUGAAGAGAUCCAUCCUAUGACCCUCACCAUCCCAUACCUUGCUACUACCUUGUUCAAAGAGAAGGUCUGGUCCUGGAGGGAUCCUGGGCUGUGGACUGGGUCAGAGAUCCGUGUCCCACUUGAGACGCAAAUGCGCCAUAUUGUCAUUCCCAAGUCUCUCGCAACAUCUUUCAGGCAUGCUUGUCGCCGGAAUAAUACCACUAUCACCGCGGCUUUGCAGACAAUUGUUUCCCGCGCUGUCUUUACACAUAUACCCGAUAAUUUUACGCAGCUCAAGUGCAAUGGCCCCCUCUCCUCCCGGAAAUUCCUCCCUGAUAUCGUCACCGACGAUUCGAUAGGUGUCUGGAUACAGGACUACAAUGAAUUUUACUCACGCGACGACGUCAUGUUGGAUUCUUUUCCUUGGAGCGAAGCCCAGCGAUCUCGAAGGACGAUAGAAAGCACCCUAAGCCUUCAGGGAACGAACGCUUCACCAAACCUCCUCAGAUACGUCAACGAUUUCCACCAAGAACUCUUCCUAUCCAAGGUAGGAAAGCAACGAGGAUCCAGUUUCGAACUGUCCAAUAUUGGCGUCUUUGCACCCGGUCUCAAUUUGAAUGAUGAUCCUUCAAAGCCGCAUAUUGGCCGCAUGAUCUUCUCUCAGUGUGCUAGUGUUACGGGAUGCGCUGUUGAAAUCUCAGUCAUUUCGGGUGGUGACGGGUGCUUGGUUUUGGCACUCUCAUGGCAGACGGGUGUUGUCGAGGAGGGAUUGGCUUCCUCCGUCAUUGAGACGGUUGAGAAGGAGGUGCAUGAACUUGCACAGGAAUGA